This is a messenger RNA of Habropoda laboriosa, 1608 nucleotides long. RefSeq names its product zinc finger protein ZPR1 (gene Zpr1). The coding region runs from base 124 to 1461 and encodes 445 amino acids. The transcript is spliced from 4 exons. Gene Ontology annotation, cellular component: nucleus; cytoplasm. Gene Ontology annotation, molecular function: zinc ion binding. Lineage: Eukaryota; Metazoa; Arthropoda; Insecta; Hymenoptera; Apidae. The record is from RefSeq and is a predicted model, not a curated record.
GAAUUAUAAUAUUUUGAUCAGUAUGUUUUCCAGAAACUUAAGUAAUGUUGGUUUUUGCUUGCAAAUCUGCAUUUAGCAGAUUUUUUAUACAAAUCUGGUGUACAAAUUACGUAUAACCUAAAAAUGACUGAAGAUCAAAAAGAGAUCAUUGAAGAAAAAACGAAACCAAUAUUUCGUGAUCUAACAGCCGAUGAUCCAGAACCCGAAGCGACAGAGAUAGAAAGUCUCUGUGUGAAUUGUGGCCGAAAUGGUGUUACUAGAUUACUCUUGACAAAGAUCCCAUACUAUAAAGAUGUUGUGGUGAUGUCCUUUGAUUGUGAGCAAUGUGGUUAUCAGAACAAUGAGAUACAAAACAGUGGGAAAAUUGCAGAAAAGGGAAUUAGGAUAACAUUGCAAGUGAAAUCAUCCAAGGAUCUGAACCGUCGAGCUGUUAAAUCAGAUUACACCAGUGUGAAAAUCCCAGCCUUGGACUUUGAAAUUCCUUCUAGAUCACAAAAAGGAGAGAUCACAACAGUUGAAGGAAUUAUACAAAGAGCCAUCACUGGGUUGGAGCAAGAUCAACCGGAAAGGAGAAAAAAGCAUCCAAGUACUGCUGCCCAAAUUGAUCACUUUCUUGAGGAACUGCAAAAGCUCAAAUCUAUAGAAGAGCCCUUCGCUAUGAUAUUUGAGGAUAUAUCAGGAGAGUGUCAUAUAGAAAAUCCAAAUGCACCUUUGAAAGAUGAAGGGUGCAUUGUUGCUCAAUUUAAGAGAACAAUAGAACAAGAUAGAACUUUAGGAAUUUAUUCUGAAAGUUCAGAAGACACUUUAUUAAAACCUAUAAAAGAAGGAGAAUAUACUUUGGAGCAAAUUGAGGGUGAAGUUCUUUCAUUUAGGACAAACUGUCCAGAAUGCAAUUGCCCCUGUGAAACUAACAUGAAAAUGACUAAUAUACCACACUUCAAAGAAGUGGUAAUUAUGGCAACAGUUUGCGAAUCUUGUGGUCAUAGAACGAACGAAGUUAAAAGCGGGGGUGGCAUCGAGCCUACAGGGGUUAAAAUUGAAGUAACGGUCGCGGGAAAAGACGACUUUAGCCGCGAUUUAUUAAAAUCUGAAACUUGUCACAUGCAAGUACCUGAAUUGGAGCUGGAAAUUGGCCCAGCUACUUUAGGUGGACGAUUUACCACCGUAGAAGGCAUUUUAAUGGCAAUUAAAGAACAAUUAUCAUCAUCAACUGCUUUUACUGGCGAUAGUAGCGAUCCUGAAACUGUACAAAAGAUGGAAGAUUUUAUAUCUCAUUUAAGCGAAGUUUUAGAAGGGAGUCAAAAAGUUACUCUUGUACUAGACGAUCCAGCGGGCAAUAGUUACGUCCAGAGUCUUUCAGACGAAGGUUUAGAUAGCGGGUUAAAGAUCACCAAAUACGAGAGAAGUUUUGAUCAAAACGAGGAACUCGGAUUGAACGAUAUGAAAGUCGAAGACUAUUAAUUAUCCGUCGCAAAGAUUUACGAAAUAAGUCAGUGUCGACAAUGUCAAUACAAUGUACCAUAUGUGAGCGUGAAAUGGAAAUGUAUUAUAAAUGUACACUACACUGUGUAAAUAUAUGUUUUGCAAUUUUAUUGCAAAAUUUUUUAA